CUCCGCCCCACCCGCUCAGGGUCCGCAGCCGCAGCUCGUCCAGACGCGUGCCCCGCCCUCCCCAGCUGUGUACCCUCUGUCCAGCUGUGCGCGCACGUCGGGAGUCCCAGUCAUGUCCGCGGAGAGAGAGGUAGCCGAGGCGGCCACCGUAGUGGCGGCGGCCGAGGCAGGAGCCGGAGAAGACGUCUCUUUGCAGCCCCCGAAUGCCGAAGCGGCCGGCGACGCCCAGCCACCCGCGGUCUCCGAGGGGGCCGCAGCUUCGUCGCCUCCGCCGCUGCGCUCUCUGGUGCUGACAGGUUUCGGCGGCUAUGACAAGGUGAAGCUACAGAGUCGGCCGGCCGCACCCCCGGACCCCGGGGCUGGCCAUUUGACGUUGCGCGUCCGGGCCUGCGGGCUCAACUUCGCUGACCUUAUGGCCCGGCAGGGGCUGUACGACCGGCUGCCGCCGCUGCCCGUCACUCCGGGCAUGGAGGGCGCGGGAGUCGUUAUCGCUGUGGGCGAAGGAGUCAACGACCGCAAGGUAGGGGACCGGGUGAUGGUGUUGGCCCGGUCGGGCAUGUGGCAGGAGGAGGUGACAGUGCCCUCGGUCCAUACUUUCCUGAUGCCUGAGGCCAUGACCUUUGAGGAAGCUGCUGCCUUGCUGGUCAAUUACGUCACAGCCUACAUGGUCCUCUUUGACUUCGGCAACCUACGGCCUGGCCACAGCGUCUUGGUACACAUGGCUGCAGGGGGCGUGGGUAUAGCCGCCUUGCAGCUGUGCCGUACAGUGGAGAAUGUGACGGUGUUCGGAACGGCCUCGGCCAGCAAGCAUGACGUGCUGAAGGAGAAUGGGGUCACACACCCCAUUGACUACCACACGACUGACUAUGCGGAUGAGAUCAGGAAGAUCUCCCCCAAAGGAGUGGACAUCGUCAUGGACCCUCUAGGUGGGUCAGAUACUGCCAAGGGCUACAGCCUCCUCAAACCCAUGGGCAAAGUGAUCGUCUAUGGAAUGGCCAACGUGCUGACUGGCCCCAAGCGGAACCUGAUGGCCCUGGCACGCACGUGGUGGAAUCAGUUCAGCGUGACAGCUCUGCAGCUGCUGCCAUCCAACCGGGCUGUGUGCGGCUUCCACCUGGGCUACCUGGAUGACGAGGCAGAGCUGGUCAGCGGUGUGGUGGCCCGCCUCGUGGCUCUGUACAACGAGGGCCGCAUCAAACCCCACAUUGACUCCGUGUGGCCCUUCGAGAAGGUGGCAGAUGCCAUGAGGCAGAUGCAGGAGAAGAAGAAUGUGGGCAAAGUCCUCCUGGUGCCUGGGCCAGAGAAGGAGAACUAGGGCUGGGGCCGUGGACCCUCGGGGCCCGGGAAGAGAGAAGCUGGGAAGCCACGUUCUGUUGGCCACCAGACCCUUGCAUUUCAUCCUCUUAUCAGAAUUGCUCUGUCCUCUCUCUUUCCCAAAGGUCCCCAUAGUGAUGACCUCUCCCCCGUCCCUGUUCUUUCUCUUUAGUCAGGGCUGCCCCCUCCCUCCUUCCUGCCCUCUGAGGAGGUUGGGAAGUGACCACUUGGAUGUCUGGGCCCUGCCAAGGGGACAGGGAGGGUCAGAGGGAGGCCAGCUGCUUCCUGCCCCCACCCUUUCCCUGGGCCUGCUGUGCUGCUUUUGUGCCAAGGCUAGCCAAUCCCUUCCCAUCCUGUUCUGUGAGCUUGAGCUUCUGUCUCUGCCUCAUCUCCCCUCCUGCUCCUGCCCCACCACUUCCCCAAAGAAUUGAAAUGUCAGCUCAGGAUACGGGGCCAAUCUAUGUGAAUCCAGCAUGUCCCUGUUUUGCCCUAGUAUCCCUUCAACCCGGCCUACCAGCUCCCACCUCUGAAUUCCCUUGCCUCAUUGCAUGGCCUCAUCCUCCUGUCCUCAAUUUUUUAAGCACAAUUGGGCUUCUUCCACCUCUAGAUUUUCUCCACUCUUAACCAAGGUUGCCUCUUACAACAAGGACAGGAAUCAAACCUGCUCCCCUAGGUCACGACUCUGUGGGAGGGACACAGAGCCCCCCUUCCUUCACUGAGUUCUCUGGAUUUGUUCUCAGUGCCUUAGCAAUGGAAAAUCUGUGCUUGUGUAUAUGGGGGGUCCUGUUUCGCACCUCCUUCUCCACUCCUGUACUCCCCAGUGCCUUCCUUGUUCUGGUGGAGCUGGGGUUUUGCUGUUCCCCAGUCCCACAACACUGCCAAAAAUCUGUGUGUGUGCCAGUGGGUGGGGGGCCAGCUAUGUCUUGUCUCUGGGGCUGUCAUUUCUCUAUAGGAGGUUGAGGAGAAAGGUGGGGAAGCUUUCUCAACCUUGCAGAUAAGUGUGGCAUUCACCAGCCAGAGCUCUGGGAGGCAAUGCUGUCUAUUUCUUGUUCUGGGACCAAAGUAAAAAUUAAAGCACAUCCCUGUGCAGUCAUGAGAGGCCCCAUACCCUCUGCCUUCUCAGAGCAGGGAGGCAGUUUUUCAAACUCAGGUGGGGAGAUGGAGCAGGGGAGUCAGUGGGAGGUGGGGUUAGGACCUGGGUGGCUGGAACCAAAGUGGAGCUUCCUGGGGUAUGGGGUGUAACUCCCUCUGCUCUCCGAGCUGGAAUUAGGGAGGGUUAUUGCCACAACCUUUGCCAGUGGGAGGAGGAGGGGCGGGGCUCAGCCUCUUUAUUUUCUAAAUGAGGCCUAAAUAGUGUGAAGUGCGACUUCUGCUUUUGUGUACCCCACCCCAUUACCGAAGCUGCCUUUGUGUUUGUGUCAAUAAAAAGCCAAACCCUG
This is a messenger RNA of Hipposideros armiger (great roundleaf bat), 2753 nucleotides long. RefSeq names its product vesicle amine transport 1 (gene VAT1). Gene Ontology annotation, molecular function: zinc ion binding; oxidoreductase activity. The transcript has 6 exons. The coding region runs from base 113 to 1315 and encodes 400 amino acids. Gene Ontology annotation, cellular component: mitochondrial outer membrane. Lineage: Eukaryota; Metazoa; Chordata; Mammalia; Chiroptera; Hipposideridae. Gene Ontology annotation, biological process: negative regulation of mitochondrial fusion. The record is from RefSeq and is a predicted model, not a curated record.